CGAAAGUAUAUAUAAAGGGUCAAAACAGCUAGCAAGCUCAGAACCUCAUUUCACUGACUUAAGAUAUUGAAGCUCUCAAAAUGAAGCUUUUUGUUACUCUUUUGCUCACAGGGAUGCUGGCUAUGGCAUUUGGAGCCCCUGGAAUUGCUGUCUCUGAAAAUUUUGACGAGAGCUAUGAAAAAUGUUCCGAUGAAAGCCUCUCUAAAGAUGUUCAAGAAGCAUACUGCAAAAUUUUGGAUUAUGAAAGCUACAAGUUCGUCUGUGAGCUCAAUUCUGGGUACAGCGCGGGUGCUUGUACAAAAGCUGAGGAGCUAAAGACGACUGUCAUUACGAAAAUGUGCCAGAAUGAAUCACUUGAUGGAGCACAACCAUUGGCUUGUCAAAUCUCUGAUGGUGGGGCAGCAGCUACCAAGAAACUUUUGAUGAAACUACUGUUGCAGAAGCUACUCAACUAAGAGACAGCCAUGAAUACAGUACACAUGAAACACUAUAACAUUUAGCAUGCAUGCAUAUAAUAAUUAAGCUAGAGUCUAGCGACUGUUUUAGGACACUGUUUAGAAUCUUAGUCAAUUAUAUGUAGCACUUGUGUUAGGCCACACAAACUGAAA
This is a messenger RNA of Halichondria panicea, 608 nucleotides long. RefSeq lists its product as uncharacterized. The coding region runs from base 81 to 455 and encodes 124 amino acids. The transcript has 5 exons. The record is from RefSeq and is a predicted model, not a curated record. Lineage: Eukaryota; Metazoa; Porifera; Demospongiae; Suberitida; Halichondriidae.